GGGCCGGGCCGGGGAGCGGCUGCAGCGCACCGGCCGGGAGCUGUAACUGAGGCAACUUUCCGGGGCAGUCGGGGCCGUCUGCGCUGCAAAGCCUUUCGGUCUGACGGGAGGAUCCGUGUGCGCCGCUUCCGCUGCCGGGAUCGGAGGCACUGCAGCUUCCGAGUGAAAGGGAGAGAGAGAGAUGUGACAUUGGGUUCGUUUCAAGAGACGUCUUGAGCGGUGGAGAAAACCCGUCUUGAAGUACAAUGGUCCCGGCACUCCAUACAGUGCCUUACACGUGGGCAGGAGGGCUGCAAAGCGAUUUACCGUGAGGUGUAGUGACUGAACGCCAUCUGACCGAAUGGUUAAAUGAUUAAAAUUAUCAGCUCUACUCACCCUGGACCAACAUGCCAAUUCCCUGCAGCAGCUGUGAGAAGAAACUGGCUGUCCUGAAGCGACCAAAGACCGGCCACUCCCUUUGUAAAGAUUGCUUCUUCUGGGCCUUUGAGGAAGAGACUCAUCAGACCAUCACUUCCGCAAAACUUUUCCACCAGGGAGAGACGGUGGGUAUUGGCGCGUCUGGAGGAAAAGACUCGACAGUCUUGGCUCAUGUCCUAAAAGUACUGAAUGAGCGGUAUCACUAUGGGUUGAAUCUAAUCCUGCUCUCUGUGGACGAGGGGAUAACCGGGUAUCGCGAUGACUCCUUAGAGACAGUCAAGAGAAACCAGCAGCAGUAUGACCUCCCUCUCAAAAUAGUUUCCUAUGAAGAGCUGUACGGUUGGACGAUGGAUCAGAUUGUGAAGAAAGUUGGUUUGAAGAAUAAUUGCACGUUCUGCGGAGUGUUCAGGAGGCAAGCACUUGACCGGGGGGCCAUGAUGCUGAGGGUGGACAAGGUGUGCACAGGUCACAAUGCUGACGACAUUGCUGAGACAGUGCUGAUGAACUUCCUGCGCGGUGACAUCGCCCGACUCAGGCGCUGCACGGCGAUCACCACGGGCAGUGAGGGGGCCAUCCCGCGGUGCAAGCCGCUGAAGUACGCCUACGAGAAGGAGAUCGUGCUGUACGCUUACUUCAAGAAGCUGGACUACUUCUCCACCGAGUGCGUGUACUCGCCCAACGCGUAUCGCGGCUACGCCCGGGCUUUCCUGAAGGACCUGGAGUCCAUCCGACCGAGCGCCAUCAUGGCCGUGAUCCACUCGGGCGAGAACCUGUCUGUGAAGGAGGACGUGAAGAUGCCGGUUCAGGGCACGUGCGGUCGCUGUGGCUACAUCUCCAGUCAGGGACUGUGCAAAGCCUGCGUGCUGCUGGAGGGGCUGAACCGCGGGCUGCCUAAACUCGGCAUCGGCAAACACCACAAGCUGCACAGUCGGCUGCUCAGGGACCAGCCUCUCACGGAGAGAGAGGAGAAGAAAUUGAAGUCGGUCGACUUUUGAACACGCACAACUUCAUUUCUUCUUUUAAGAAAAACAAUUCCUCCGCAAAUGAUUUGUUUUUAAAACGGUAGGAAAUCAUUUGUGGUCAGGGCGGCAGUUGUGUCUGACCUCCAGCAGAGUGUAGCACUGAUGCCCCCGUGCUAUGGUUCAGCCCUGUGUUUCACCUCAUUAUCUGCCGUGCGCGGGUCUUAGUUUUGUCAUCCGGUGAAAGUCAAUGUAUUUUUUUCCCCAAAUACACCAUCUAUAUUGGAGCUUUGUGAUGUAAAUUCAGUCAUUAGCACCAAGUCCGAAAUGAGUCUUCAUAAGAACAUAAGAAUUUGCUAGGCAAAAGAAGACCAUCU
This is a messenger RNA of Callorhinchus milii (elephant shark), 1753 nucleotides long. RefSeq names its product cytosolic thiouridylase subunit 1 homolog (S. pombe) (gene ctu1). NCBI's taxonomy places the organism in Eukaryota, Metazoa, Chordata, Chondrichthyes, Chimaeriformes, Callorhinchidae. The transcript is spliced from 4 exons. Bases 387 to 1412 code for a protein of 341 amino acids. Gene Ontology annotation, cellular component: mitochondrion; cytosolic tRNA wobble base thiouridylase complex. Gene Ontology annotation, molecular function: tRNA binding. The record is from RefSeq and is a predicted model, not a curated record. Gene Ontology annotation, biological process: tRNA wobble position uridine thiolation.